Saccoglossus kowalevskii is the source of this 1304-nucleotide messenger RNA. Its product is annotated as venom allergen 5.02-like. Gene Ontology annotation, cellular component: extracellular region. Lineage: Eukaryota; Metazoa; Hemichordata; Enteropneusta; Harrimaniidae. Gene Ontology annotation, molecular function: protein binding. The record is from RefSeq and is a predicted model, not a curated record.
AGUUUCAAUAUGUCUUCCAGCAGCAAAGAAAUCUGCAUUUGUGUUUGUCUUGUUUACUUGUGUUUUGUCCACGCAAGCCCGCCGAGAAUAAUAAAACGAGGGGCCGCAAGUUACAAUUCGUGGUGCGAUGAAAAUUAUUCUGGGAAAUACACGCAUGCGUGUGCUGAUCUAAGUACCUGUAUAAAAGGGUCAUCUGUUUGUGACGGAAAAAAGAAUUGUGACGACGGAAGUGACGAACAAGGCUGUGGAGGUGGUGGAAACAAGCCUUCCGGUGGCGGCGGAGGUGGUGACGGACCAAAGGCGACAUACAGUGACAUGUGUUCGUGGUACCCAGACUCUCCAUAUGGCUGUGCUGAUGGUAGUGGUAUUUGUAUGCGGGAAAGCAACCUCUGCGAUGGAUUUAAACAAUGCGAUGACAACAGUGAUGAAAAUGGAUGUGGUUGGGGCGAGUCUGACUCCAAUGGUUGUACCAAACCCGUACAAGUUGGUAACAGUGGCCGCAAGGAAUUGAUGAAUCAGAUGCUGGAAGCUCAUAACUACUUCCGGUGUUUACACGGAGUUACGGCAAUGACCUAUGACAACAAACUAGCUGAUUUCGCCAGCUACGUAGCCAGUGACAACGCAGCACGUAACAUGAUCCACCACGCUGACAACAACGACUACGGAGAAAACAUUGCAAUGAACCAGGUGGAAAAAGAAAGCCAACUAACUGGUUAUGGAUUUGUUAAGAUGUGGUACGAUGAGAUUGGGAUGUAUGACUUCGGAAAUCCAAGAUUUGAUGGAUCCACAGGUCAUUUCACUCAGGUUGUGUGGAAAGAAUCCAAAAAGCUUGGAUGCGGUCUCGACCAGAGCGGCAGCGGUAUGUUUACUUCAUACUGGAUGGUAUGUGAAUACGAUCCACGUGGAAACUGGAUGGACAACAUGGGACCCAAUGUCCCGUCACCGAUUUAACUAUGCACGUGGAGAAAAAUCGAACUUCCCAACAUUUUGCAUGAUUAGCUGAGAUUUGCAUAUUAGUACAUGUGUAUUUGUUUCGUUAUUCAUAAUACUCGACUACUAAAUCUUGUGAUACUGUAAGAGAAUCGAAACAACUUUUUAUAAUGUCAUUUAUUAACCUGAUUGUCAUUUUGCAGUUUAAAAUAUUGUCUGCAAUGUUUAAAACCUCGAAGUUUUAAAACAAAAUUGUACAAUGAACACGACCAUUUUAUGAGCCAACACGAUUAUUGAAACAUAAAUAGUCAGAUAGUCAGUAUUAUCAUGCGUACAUUUUGGAUAUAUAUAUAUAUUAUUAAAUGUUUUCACGG